CCCAUCAUUAAGAUCAUCAAUUCGCAACUAUUUCCCCAUCGGGUAAUGAUAACUCAAAUCCAGCCAUACUCCAACCCAUAUCAACUCCAUGUGAGCCGAGGAUAUCUUAUCCCGGAGACUUAUAAGUGAUCUAUCAUCCGGUGCGAUAUAUGGAAAUUAACCACAAGUACGGAUUAUAUUAACAAAGACCGAAAUGGAUCAAUUCAAAGAACUCACAGCCCACCCCCAAGUCCAGCAGGUACUUCAAUCGCCAUUAGCCCAGAACUCCCUGGCCGCGAUUCUGGCCCUGGGUUUCCUGAGGUAUACCAAUCGCACGCUGUCCAGAUGGAGUCUGAACAACUGGAAUUCAGACUCUUGGCAGGGUGAGAAGGAGCUGGUUCUUCUCACCGGAGGUACUGGCGGUAUUGGCCGUCAGGUCAUGGAGGAUCUAUCACAGGCGGGUGCUAGAGUGGUUAUUGUGGAUAUCAAGGAGCCUGAAUUCAAACUGCCCAAAAACGUGUCCUUCUACAUCUGCGACAUCACAAAUUCAUCCAGCCUCAAGACCGUAGGAGACAAAAUCCGUCAGGAACACGGAGAACCCACGGUCCUCGUCAACAACGCCGGUGUAGGCCAUGACGGGACCAUCCUCGAGGAACCCGAGGACAAGAUCCGGCAGACCUUCGAAGUCAACACGGUCUCGCACUUCAUGACUGUCCGAGAGUUCCUUCCGGACAUGAUCAAGAAGAACCACGGCCAUGUGAUUACGAUUGCUAGUAUGGCUAGUUUUAUGGCAUUGGGUGAGAUGGUGGAUUACUGUUGUACCAAGAGCAGUGCGUUGGCGUUCCAUGAAGGGCUGAGACAGGAGUUGAAAUUCUGGUACCAUGCACCCAAGGUUCGGACCAGCGUGAUUCACCCCCUCUGGGUGCGCACAGCCAUGAUCAAGCAGCUUACCGACGCCGGUGACCAAUUCAAUCAGCCGGUGUUGACACCCCAGACCGUGUCUGCGGCAGUCGUCAAGCAGAUCCUGACACAGAGCAGUGGCCAGGUGAUCCUACCUUCGCGGUUGUCUUACUAUUCGCUGGUUAGAGCGUUUCCGUCGUGGAUGCAGGAGACUGCUCGGGGGAUUGGAUCGGGGAUUCUGCGGAAGCUGCGCAAAUGGGAACAAAGUGGGCAAUGAUUUAGUUAUGUAUUGUUAUGUAUGAAUUUGUAUGAUUAUUCCGAUUCUGUAUGUGAAUAUCAUCUUAUGUACUGAAUAUGUCAUAUGUGCUGGU
Aspergillus ruber CBS 135680 is the source of this 1250-nucleotide messenger RNA. RefSeq names its product putative short-chain dehydrogenase/reductase 2. The coding region runs from base 194 to 1156 and encodes 320 amino acids. Lineage: Eukaryota; Fungi; Ascomycota; Eurotiomycetes; Eurotiales; Aspergillaceae. The record is from RefSeq and is a predicted model, not a curated record. The transcript is spliced from 3 exons. Gene Ontology annotation, molecular function: oxidoreductase activity, acting on the CH-OH group of donors, NAD or NADP as acceptor.